AGCCCAGAAUGAGUAGGUACUUAAUAUAACUAUAAACUAUGCAUAGAUGUGUAUAUAAUCCAUGUGCAAUGCCAUCCUACAGCAAUCAAUUAACUGGCUCUAGCAUCCCAAGAAACACAAUUAAAAGAACAAGUAAAAUCCACCACAUAUAGCUGCAGAAGAAUCCAGUGGGAAUUAAUGAAGCUUCUCUAAGCCCCAGGAAAGCACUCAAAAACGCUUACAUUAUAGUAUAUAUCAGCUUCUGAAGCUUUUUUCAUCAGAACAGGUAGCAUAUGUGGAAGCUUCUCUCCAUGGCAACUCUCUACCUGUUAAUUACACUUCUUCUAGCUCAUAGUGCUACUACUGCACUCUCUCUGCAGGUCCAUUUCUACAGUGAAUCAUGCCCUAGAGUUGAGAUCAUAGUUCAACAAGUAGUCCAAAGGCAUUUUCAGCAAGACCCGUCAGUCCCCGCCGGCCUUCUUCGACUCCAUUUCCACGAUUGUUUUGUUAGGGGCUGCGACGGUUCGGUUCUUAUCGAUAGCACAGAUGAUAACAUAGCAGAGAAAGAAGCUCCCCCGAACCUGACGUUGAGAACGUAUGACGUGAUUGAUGAAAUAAAUACGGAGCUCGAGAAGGAGUGUAGUGGAGUAGUUUCUUGUGCAGAUAUGUUAGCUUUGGCCGCGAGAGAUGGAGUGGCAUUAGCAGGAGGCCCUGCAUAUGCUCUUCCGACAGGGAGGCGGGACGGCACGGUCUCAACUCUGGCUGAUGCUCAUCUACCAAGCCCGUCGUUCUCCGUCGAUCAAGCCCUAGCUGCAUUCCAAAGUGUCAAUCUUGACUUAGUGGAUCUCACUACAUUACUUGGUGCACAUAGUAUGGGACUCUGCCACUGUGGAUUCUUCAUUGAUAGGCUCUAUGACUACAAAGGAAGUGGAUCACCUGAUCCAACAAUGGAGCCCAAUGUGCUCAACACGCUUCAACAAAAGUGCCCACCCCACCUUGUAACAAUUGAUAACAUCACUGAGGACUCAAUUGUGUUCAUGAAUCAAGUCUCCUCCACACCAUUUCAUUUCGACAAUUCGCUGUACCAUGCUUCGCUUAACGAAAAAGCUGUUCUUCAGAUAGACCAGGAGUUGGCCUUCACCGACGUCACGAGUAAAUUGGCGGCACAAUACGCGAACAAUCCAGGGACAUUCUUGAAUCAGUUCGCAAAGUCCAUGAUCAAGCUCGGUAGCAUCGGGGUGCUAACAGGUCAAGAGGGAGAGAUCAGAUUGAAUUGUCGGGUGGUAAAUAAUGCGACGUCGAAUAGUUCGACUGCAAAUUUUGGCCCCGAGAAUUGAUCUUGUACUUUUUAAGUACGUGGUCACAGCAUCUAAGAAAUGUAUUUUGUUACUGAUCGAGUACGCACAAGAUAUAUGUAUUUAUAUACUAAGAUGCGCUUAUUGUCAAAUUCCUCGCUGUGAGUUUUAGAUCGAAGUCGAAUUCAUGGAAGAAUAAUGAUUCAUGUACGAAAGAAUAUAAUCUAGAACGUUA
Molecule: messenger RNA, 1509 nt
Organism: Ananas comosus (pineapple)
Lineage: Eukaryota; Viridiplantae; Streptophyta; Magnoliopsida; Poales; Bromeliaceae
Product: peroxidase 57-like
Exons: 3
Coding region: 273-1316 (347 amino acids)
Biological process (GO): hydrogen peroxide catabolic process; response to oxidative stress
Cellular component (GO): plasmodesma; plant-type cell wall
Molecular function (GO): heme binding; peroxidase activity
Source: RefSeq, a predicted model, not a curated record